AUGAGGAAGCCAGUUUUCACCAAGGUUGAUCAGCUGAGGCCUGGAACUAAUGGACACAAUGUUGUAGUGAAGGUUGUGAGUGCCAAUGUUGUAAUGCAGAAGGGGAGGCCAGAUGGGCCCCAACUACGUCAAAUGCGGAUUGCUGAAUGCUUGGUUGGAGAUGAAACUGGGACCAUUGUGUUUACGGCAAGGAAUGAGCAAGUGGACCUGAUGAAGCCUGAAAAUACGGUAAUAUUACGAAAUGCAAAAAUUGACAUGUUCAAGGGGUCAAUGAGGCUUGGCGUGGACAAGUGGGGACGUGUUGAAGUUACGGAACCAGCCAGCUUUACUGUCAAGGAAGAUAAUAACCUGUCGUUGGUUGAAUAUGAAUUGGUCAAUGUUGCGGAGGAGUAA
Messenger RNA from Fraxinus pennsylvanica, 393 nucleotides. Lineage: Eukaryota; Viridiplantae; Streptophyta; Magnoliopsida; Lamiales; Oleaceae. The record is from the annotation of a GenBank genome assembly.